UGCCGUUAGGGGCAUAAAAAAGCAUGGUCCGAACCAUAUUAAUCGAUCCGAAAAGAAAAAUUCGAAUCUUUUCUGUUAAGAUUUCCUUUCGGAUCUUUAAGGGCAAUUAUAUAUAUAUUGAAAUUUGUACUGGCCUUGCUUUAUGCUGAAUGGGUGUACUUUCUUAUAAGUUGUAAUCAAGAAUGGCUUCACCAGUUCUUUUUAUAUGUGCAUACACACAUGUGAAAUCAGUACACCAUCGAAAAUUAUUUGAACGUGAUUUUGUGGACGCUCACGACCCCUCAAACUUCGACGUCGUUUUAAUUGGAUUGAGAUCUUCUACUUUUAAGGAUAGAAUCGCCUAAUCGGGGCGGCUGAUGAUCCGUGCGGAUAGCUCAUGGCGAUGAGCAGUCCUUACCACAAGCCGCGACUGGCAAGUCGACGGCGUGAUGAAAAAGUAUAGCAAAAGCCGAGAGUCGAACACGACUCCAAAGUUUUGAACGACCAACAGAAAAUGUUGUGAUGAAUCAACCGUCCGGUAGGGCGAAUGUGAAGCUUCAUGAAUUAGAAUGAACGUGAAGGAAGUCCAAAUCGAAUGUGUAUCAACCUACGAGAUUGUUUUCCGCGAAUGUCAAAGCUGUCCUUUUUCACAACCAAAUGCAGGAAGGGGAUACGGAGCUUGGUGUUGGAAGGAUCGGACACUCUCCGGGCCACCGGAGCGGCCAUAAUCAUGCAGCCAAACGGUUGGAGGGCGCUUGAUCAAUUAGGGGUCGCCUCGAAGCUCCGGAAAACUGCUAAUGCCAUCGAAUCCGGGCGCUUCAUAACCAUCCCGGACGGGAAGCAAGAGCCUAUCCCCCUUGGGGGAGAACUACGGUGCUUGAGAAGAAUGGAUCUCAUCAAUGUAUUGGCUGAGGACUUGCCAUCGAACGCCAUAAGAUUCGGGUGUCGUGUGGUCUCUGUCGAGCUGGAUCCAACCACGUCACGUCCUCUCCUUCAUCUCGAUGAUGGAGGUACCAUCAAGGCCAAGAUGGUGAUCGGAUGCGAUGGCGUGCGCUCUGUGGUUGCGAGUAUGGUCGGAUUGAACAAAACCGGCCUUUACUCAAUAGAUGUAACGAGAGGGUUCACCCGGUGUGAAGAUGGCCAUGGACUUGAAAAAGAGUUCGUGGUGAUGAGCAAAGAUGGACUUCAACUGGGGUGGCUUCCCGUGGAUGAUCGCUUGGUUUACUGGUUCGUGACUCAGAAGUGGACUUCUCCAGAUUUAGAUUCCAGGGUAACGCUUGCAAAGGAUCCAAUGCUCCUCAAAAGCUCGAUCGUGGAAGCGAUGAACGACUUCCCAACUGAUGCGAUACAGAUGGUGUCAGACAGCGACCUAUCUACCGUCCAGUGGACGGAACUGCGGUACCGUCCGCCGUGGGAGAUACUGAGGAGAAGCUUUUGGAAAGGCGCGGUUGUGGUGGCUGGGGACGCCAUGCAUUCGAUGGCCCCCUUCCUCGCGCAAGGCGGCGCCGCCUCGUUGGAGGACGCGGUUGUGCUCGCUCGGUGCUUGGCCAAGAAGAUCAAGCUAGCCACUGUUGGAGUCCAUCGUGGUCCGAGAGGGAGGCCAUUAUCAUUCGAGAAGCCAGCGGUCGAGGAAGCAUUCGAACAGUUCAGUAAGGAGCGUAGGGCAAGAGUGUUUUGGCUGACCAUGGAGACUUUCUUCGUUGGGUCGAUCUUAGGUAGUUCCUCAGGGAUCAUCAAGCUUCUGGCGGUGCUGUUCAUGGCCAUCCUCUUCUCGGAUAAAACUGGCCACACCCGUUACGAUUGCGGUCGUCUCUGAGAGAGGAAGGCUACUGCUACCAGUUAGAGUAAUUCUGCGAAAGCUUGGUUAGUCAUAAGUGUGCGAAAGCAACAAGA
Messenger RNA from Rhodamnia argentea, 1872 nucleotides. Its product is annotated as monooxygenase 1-like. NCBI's taxonomy places the organism in Eukaryota, Viridiplantae, Streptophyta, Magnoliopsida, Myrtales, Myrtaceae. The transcript is spliced from 5 exons. The record is from RefSeq and is a predicted model, not a curated record. The coding region runs from base 575 to 1795 and encodes 406 amino acids. Gene Ontology annotation, molecular function: FAD binding.